Molecule: messenger RNA, 2091 nt
Organism: Hevea brasiliensis (rubber tree)
Lineage: Eukaryota; Viridiplantae; Streptophyta; Magnoliopsida; Malpighiales; Euphorbiaceae
Product: trihelix transcription factor DF1
Exons: 2
Coding region: 191-1699 (502 amino acids)
Source: RefSeq, a predicted model, not a curated record
CCUUCCUCUAUUUAACUUAGCUAAUCAAAAGCUAAAUGGUAGUAGAGUAGAUUUUUGAGAGAAAGCUAAAACCCUCCUUUCAAAAAAAAUUGAAAAAAAACAAAGCCCAAACAAAAUUUAACCCAAACCCUAGAGAGAAUUUCACCUUUCUUAUCCCAAGAUUUUCUGGGCUGUAACUUUUUCUUGAGUCAUGGAAAUUUCAACCUCACCGGAAAAUUCAAGAGCCGCCGCUGGCAACCGAAAGGAGGGUGACGGUGGGUUUGGAGAAGAGGAGAGGGUGAAAGGUGAAGAGGGUGACCGGUACUUAAUCGGUAGCCGGUGGCCACGGCAAGAAACUUUGGCUUUGUUGAAGAUAAGGUCUGAUAUGGACGGUGCAUUUAGAGAGGCUGGACUCAAGGCUCCUCUUUGGGAUGAGGUUUCCAGGUUAUUAAGUGAGCUAGGAUAUAACCGAAGUGCCAAGAAAUGCAAAGAGAAGUUUGAGAAUAUUUACAAGUACCAUAGAAGAACAAAAGAAGGUAGAUCUGGCAAGUCAAAUGGCAAGACAUAUAGGUUUUUUGAGCAAUUAGAAGCGCUAGACAACGGCAACAACCAAGUAUUGUUGUCAUCUCCAUCCCCAGAUAAAGUUCACUCUUCCAUGGCUGCAGUCACAGUAAGCCCAGUAAAUCUUAAUACCAACAUUAUUCCAAGUUCUAUCCAAAGCCCUAGUAUAAAUUUUGUUGAUAACCAUUCUACUUCAACCGCGUCUACUUCAACUGAAGAGUCAGAAGGAACAAGAAAGAAGAAAAGGAAAUUGAUGGAGUUUUUUGAGAGGUUGAUGAAGGAAGUGAUUGAGAAGCAAGAGAAUUUGCAAAGGAAGUUUCUAGAUGCAAUAGAGAAGUGUGAACAAGAUAGAAUGGCGAGAGAGGAAGCGUGGAAGAUGCAAGAAUUGGAUAGGAUUAAGAGAGAACGGGAGCUGUUAAUGCAGGAAAGAUCAAUAGCAGCUGCAAAAGAUGCAGCCGUUCUAUCGUUCUUACAGAAGUUCUCAGAGCAAUCUAGCUCAGUGCAGUUGUCUGAGAAUCAAGUAUGUCCAGUGCAAUUGUCUGAGAAUCAAGUAUGUCCAGUGCAAUUGUCUAAGAACCAAAUAGUUCCUGUGGAGAAAGUAGUGAAGGCACAGGAAAAUAAUAGUCUUGAGAAUUUUGUUCAUAUGAGCUCUUCAAGAUGGCCUAAAAAAGAAAUUGAAGCUUUGAUUAGGCUAAGGACUAAUCUUGAUAUGCAAUAUCAAGAAAAUGAGCCCAAAGGACCUUUGUGGGAGGAGAUAUCAGCAGGAAUGAAAAAGCUUGGUUAUAAUAGGAAUGCCAAGAGGUGCAAAGAGAAAUGGGAGAAUAUGAACAAGUACUUCAAGCGGGUAAAAGAGAGCAAUAAGAGAAGGCCUGAUGAUUCUAAGACUUGUCCUUAUUUUCACCAGCUUGAUGCUCUAUAUAAAGUGAAGACUAGGAAGGUUGAUAAUUCGGGUAAUUCUGGCCAUGAGUUGAAGCCUGAAGAACUUCUAAUGCAUAUGAUGGGUAGCCAAGAAGAACGACAACAGCAGGAAUCAGCAACAACAGAGGAUGGAGAAAGUGAAAAUGUUGAUAAGAAUCAAGAAGGUGAUAGAGAAAAUGACGACGAAGAUGGUUAUCGAAUCGUUGCUAAUGAUCCUUCUGCAGUAGCUAUAAUGGAGUGAUUAGACAAAAACCUUGCUAUCUUUGAAGUGCUAUACUUGGUUUUGCCUUGAUGCAAGAAGCGGGUCAGAGUCACUGCAGAGACCGUUGAUGGUUUUGUAAUCAUACUCAAGUUGAAGAGCUUAGUAUGAACAUACGAAGGCAUUUCAUGUAACAUGGCAUCUAUGUAUAUGUAUAUGGUAAUUGUUUAUUGAAUAAAUGUAUGAAAGAGAGAGAGAGAGAGAGAGAGAGAGAGAGAGAGAAGAGCAGAAUUAGAAUAAACAGGUUGAUGUGUAACAUAUAGAGAGAUAGAAGAGCAGAAUUAGAAUAAACAGGUUGAUGUGUAACAUAUAAUAUACAUCCUCUUUUGUCACACGUGUGAAAGUGAGAAAUGUUUGGUUAUUUUUCUUAUCAA